Molecule: messenger RNA, 496 nt
Organism: Eufriesea mexicana
Lineage: Eukaryota; Metazoa; Arthropoda; Insecta; Hymenoptera; Apidae
Exons: 3
Coding region: 43-441 (132 amino acids)
Source: RefSeq, a predicted model, not a curated record
GAUUCUAAGAGGCAGCAGUUAGUAUUGGAAAACAUUAGCAAGAUGCAUUUCCCAUUGAUUGCAAUAUUCAGUUUAAUAGUUUGUGUAUGUCAAGUAGUCAGUCAAACUAAUGCUUAUGAAAAUUCUAAUCAGCGUCCAUGGUCACUUGUUUAUACCUUAUAUCCAUUUUAUAAUUCUGAAACAUUACUUGAAGUCUGGAGAGGAGACAAAACUGUUGAUAUUUCAACCAAUGUAGUAACUCUAGCUCCACACGAAAAAGAACAAGCAGUUUUGUUCUCUGAUGAUGUGCAACAAAAUGCCACAAACUUAAAAUCACAAGAUAAUGUAUCAUAUUUUUUAAGUGAAACAAAAAAUAUAAAUGAAGAUCUGUUAUCAAAAAAUAGACAGCGACUUUCCAAUUAUAGAAACAGACAUAAAGAUACAAGUCUUCAAAAUGAAUAACAAGAUAUUUGGAUUUCAACUGGAUUUAAUGAUUUGAAAUGAAUUAUACAUUUAU